AUGAACGAGGACUUACUUGAUUUUCUGCUCAAGAGGAUGUAUCAUGACAGUGCAGAAAAUAUGAAGGUUGACUUCACUUGUUGAAUCUGCUUAGAACUUCAUAAGCCUGGGAAGCAUCAUAUGUGUCCAGAAUGAAGUAAAUCUCUCUGUGACACCUGCAUUCAGAGUCUAAAAUAAGAGUGGUGAAUGUCCUGGUUGCAAGAAAAAGAUUGAUUAUGAUAAACUGCCAAUUAAUCGAAUGAUCGAUGGUAAUCUGGAGGCUCUCAAUAAAAUGAAGCAUGCUAAAUUGUGUGGCAAUCAUUCUCAAGAAGCUAGAGGCUACUGUCUUGUCUGCAGAAAGCUCAUCUGUUUUGAGUGCCAACAGCAUUGUAAUCAAGCUGGCCACUCUCCUGGAGAUUUCACUUUGCAUGAAAACCUGAAUAAAUGACAGAAUUCUCUGGAGUUUUUGAAAGAAGUGAAGAAGGAGAAAAAGCCAAGAAUGGAGCUUCUCAAAGAUCACAUGAGCACUUUCCAGGGACAGAUAGACUUCUGCUUAGACCUAAAGCAAAGGUAAACUCUUUCUCCCUUUAUUCAUAACGCCGAUUUAUAGA
Moneuplotes crassus is the source of this 590-nucleotide messenger RNA. The record is from the annotation of a GenBank genome assembly. Lineage: Eukaryota; Ciliophora; Spirotrichea; Euplotida; Euplotidae.